AUGGGCAGCAUGUUUUCUGUCCCUCAACAAGUGGAGAAGGGGUUCACACUGAUGCCCCAGUGGAGGAGGCUGCUGGUCAGAAGGAACUUUCUGAGAGACUUCCUGUGUUUUCCAUUCUGUGAUUCAAAAGAAUGCAUGCUGGCAGAUCUUGCUCAAGAAGGCUAUUCUAUAAGAAACACUGAGAAGUUGAUUGAAGCAGGUCAUGCAGGAAGUGUGCCCGACGCUCCGGUCAUCGAUACCCAGCGCACGUACGCCUACGACCAGAUCUACCUCUGCUGGCGGCUGCCCGAGGACUCAGCCGAGGCCUGGCACUACGAGGUGGAGUUCCGCCAGGCCGAGCACCCGCCCAAGGGCCCGCGGCGCUGGCACCGGAUCGAGGAGGUGCGGGGGACCGGCACCGCGGUGGGGCACCUGGAGCUGGACCGCGUCUACGCCCUGCGAGUGCGUGGCUACAACAAGGCGGGCUACGGGGAAUACAGUGAGGAAAUCUACCUCCGCAGCCCCCCCGCGCCAGUCCUCCACUUCCUCCUGGACAACAAGUGGGGCUAUAGUCAGGACCGCCUCAUCGUCAGCAAGGACCAACAGGCUGUCCGUAGCGUUGCCGGUCUCCCCAUGCUCUUCGCGGCCGAGCAGAUCAUGACCAGCUGCCACUUGUGCAUUGACCUGGUCGUUGGCGACGUGGCCCUGACUCAGGGCAAGCAUUACUGGGCGUGCUCGGUCGACCCAACCUCCUACCUGGUCAAGGUCGGGGUCGGGCUGGAGAGCAACCUCCUGGAGUGGUUCCAAGUGCCCCAGGACGUGGUCAGCCCCAGGUACGAUCCUGACAGUGGGCAUGACAGCGGGGCCGAAGAUGCCACAGUGGAUGCAUCUCCCCCCUACGCCUUCCUGACCAUCGGCAUGGGCAAGGUCCUGCUGCCCCAGGGCUCCCCCCUGCCCUCCCGCGACCCGUCGGCUGGUACCGCGCCCUUGCCCUCGCGGCUGGGGGUCUGCCUGGACUACGAGAGGGGGCGGGUGGCGUUCUAUGAUGCCGUGUCCUUCCGGAGCCUCUGGGAGUGCGGGGUGGACUGCAGUGGGCCCGUCUGCCCGGCCUUCUGUUUCGUGGGCGGGGGUGGACUCUACCUCCAGGAGCUGGUGGCAUCCAGGCCUGAGCCGAAGGCCUCAGGCUGUUCCACGCACAAAGGUGAGGAGAUCAAAAUGGAAGCCAGUCCGACUACGACCUCCCCCCUCCUUCCCCCCAAGACUCCCUGUUAG
Messenger RNA from Rhincodon typus (whale shark), 1251 nucleotides. Its product is annotated as tripartite motif-containing protein 46-like. The transcript has 4 exons. Gene Ontology annotation, molecular function: protein binding. The record is from RefSeq and is a predicted model, not a curated record. The coding region runs from base 1 to 1251 and encodes 416 amino acids. NCBI's taxonomy places the organism in Eukaryota, Metazoa, Chordata, Chondrichthyes, Orectolobiformes, Rhincodontidae.